Coregonus sp. 'balchen' is the source of this 7587-nucleotide messenger RNA. Lineage: Eukaryota; Metazoa; Chordata; Actinopteri; Salmoniformes; Salmonidae. The record is from the annotation of a GenBank genome assembly.
GAGGAGGAGGGCCGGCGGAGGACCAAAGCUCUUCAGAGACAGCUGCUUGACAUCCGCAAGGAAAAAUCUCUGGAGCUGCAGGUACCAUAACUGAGGAGGACAACUGAGACACACUCCUUCACGUGCCCAAUAUGAUUAGCAAUCUAGUAAUGGGCUACACAUUGACUGACUCUUGGUGGUGCUUGAAGUGCCUUGAGGACAUCAGACGUCGUUGUCUUUGAAAAUCGGGGUGAGGCUUAGAAACUGUCUUAAUGUCGUCCCUUUAGCGACGCGAGGAGAUGACUGCCCACCUGAAGGACCAGCUACAGGAGAUGAAGGCUAAGACUGGACUGGAGAGGAAAUAUGUGAAGAGCAGCGCAGAGCUGCUAGUAUACCAGGGACAGAAGACCAACACACACGCUGAGAAGCAGCUGGAGGAUGAGAUCAGGGUGUGUGUGUUUUUGUGAAUCAUCCCCUAGCCCCUAAGGCUGUGUUUACACAGGCAGCCCAAUUCUGAUCUUUUGCCCAAUUAGCGGCAAACAUCUGAUCUGAUUGGUCAAAAGACCAAUUAGUGGCGAAAGAUCAGAAUUUGACUGCCUGUGUAAACUGGCGAAAGAUCAGAAUUGGGCUGCCUGUGUAAACGUAGCCUAAGUGCCUCAUGCAGGGGCGGAUUGGCCAUCUGGCAAUUCUGGCAUAUGCCAGAUAUGCUGGACUAUUUUUAUGUUGGAUGGGCUGGUCGAAAUUGACACACACAAAUAUUAUUUAUAUAAAGACAUGGCCGGCGGCCCAUGGGCCUGUUAUGAUUUGUUGUACAGAUUUUUGUUCAAUUUCUAUGUUAUACUAAUCUAUAAUGAGCCUUUGGCUGAUCAGUGGGCAACGGCGAUCUAGUUAAUAUGUAUUGAGUUUACACUUCCUCAGAUGUUGAACCCCAAGUUAAUUAGCCUAUGAUAUUAGUUAGUGCACAUAAAGAUGUUUUUAAAUGUUAUGUGUCAGCACUGCUCCCUGUGUCUAAGUAGGGUCAGGGUGUAGGGUGAAUGUGUGGGGUGUGUGUGUGUGUGGGGGGGGUGUGUGGGGUGUGUGUGUGGGGGGUGAGUUGCCGGCGUACGCAGUGAUAUGGGCUGGUGUGGAUGAAAUGCCAGGGCUGAAUUCUUGUCCCAGUCCGCCCAUGUAGAUCUGAUAGAAUUGGGUAGGGAUUGCUUUUUUGCAAAUACCUACACAUUUCUUAUAGCUAUCCCAUCCUUUCAGAUCUACACAAGUGGCUAGGGGGGGUUGUUUCUGGGCAGAGCCUUUGGUGUGACUUGGCUACAGACUUUGUAGUAACUGAGAGGUUUGGCCGUACAGAGAUGGUUACCAUUACAUGUGUAUCUGUGUAAUCAUUGUUCCUCUGUCCUCAGCUACUGCAGGAGAGGUUGGAGGAGGAGAGGAGAGUUCAUAUGGAGAUGGAGACUUUCCUCAAGGAACAUCAGACAGUAUGUGUGCAGUGAUGAUUGGAAAAUGGCAUGACAUGACUCGUGUAUUGGAGCAUAAUUUAACUUUUAUGCGACAUAUAUAUUUGGUGUAGUAGGGUGACUUGGUACGUUCUUUGAGCUGCCAUCCUAAAACAUCUAACGCUUUUUUUUUAUUGAGAUAGUAGAAUCCCAAAUCAAUCCCUAGCCCCUGUUCAGGGGUCGGCAACCUUUACGUCAGGAAGAGACGUUUGUUUUGUUUUUUUAUCACAAAAAACGAGAGUUGGGGGAGCCGUACAAGAAAUUGAUGAGCCCUUGUCUAGAGCAAUAGCGGCCAUAGCUGGGAUUCAGCUCCACGGACAGCAGCCCAUCAAUUCACUGCAAAAUCGGACAUUCAGAACCAUAUAACAGUGGACAGCGGCCGUCAGCCAUAUUUGGCUGUCAGGUGAAGCCGCAACAAUGUGUGUAAUGUGUGUUUGUGUGCGCCCUUCAGAGUCUGGGGGAGAAGCUGGAGGUGUGGAUGGAGCGCUAUGAGAGAGACAUGGAGGACAAGCAGCAGGAGCUCAACAGCCUGAGGAACAACAAAGCUAACAAUCUCUCCCAGCUCCAGGAGUUGGCCAAGAAGGUGAGGACAGAUAGCCUGGGUCGAUUUCAUUAGGCACCAAACAGGGGGAAAAACGGACUGAAACAGGGACUUUUCUAAAAAGAAACGGUCGUUUUCAUUUUCCGUUGCAUAAUGUUUUGCUACAGUGUGCCCUAAUGAAUACAACCCUGGUCUGCAUGGUUCGCAACCCAUUGCUCCCUGUAGUAUACAGUUCAGCGCACUGACAUUAGGUAAUGAAUAGCAUAGUAGGCGUGAUAUACACUGAGUAUACCAAACAUUAGGAACACCUUCCUAAUAUUGCCACCAUGCCUAAGCCUAAGAUCACCAUGUGCAAUGCCAAGCCUCGGCUGGAGUGGUGUAAAACUCGCCACCAUUGGACUCUGGAGCAGUGGAAACGCGUUCGCUGGAGUGAUUAAUCCCGCUUCACCAUCUGGCAGUCCGACGGACGAAUCUGGGUUUGGCGGAUUCCAGUAGAACGCUACCUGCCCCAAUGCGUAGUGCCAACUGUAACAUUUGAUGGAGGAGGAAUAAUGGUCUGGGGCUGUUUUUCAUGGUUCAGGCUAGGCCCCUUAGUUCCAGUGAAGGGAAAUCUUAACGCUACAGCAUACAAUGACAUUCUAGACGAUUCUGUGCAACAGUUUGGGGAAGGCCCUUUCCUGUUUCAAAGCGAGGUCCAUACAGAAAUAUUUUGUCGAGAUCGGUGUGGAAGAACUUAACAGGUCUGCACAGAGCCCUGACCUACUCCCUUCACAGAACAGCGCAAACUGGCUCUAACCAGAAUAGAAAGAGGAGUGGGAGGCCCUGGUGCACAACUGAGCAAGAGGACAAAUACAUUAGUGUCUAGUUUGAGAAACAGGCGCCUCACAGGUCCUCAAUUAGCAGCUUCAUUAAAUAGUACCCGCAAAACACCAGUCUCAACGUCAACAGUGAGAUAUGGCUUUUCUUUGCCUAGAAGGUCCCGCCUCUUCACUGUUGAUGUUGAGACUGGUGUUUUGCUUCUUUAAAUCAGCACAAUAGUUUUCAGCUGUGCUAACAUAAUUGCAAAAGGGUUUUCUAAUGAUCAAUUAGCCUUUUAAAAUGAUCAACUUGGAUUAGCAAACACAACGUGCCAUUGGAACACAGGACUGAUGGUUGCUGAUAAUGGGCCUCUGUACGCCUGUGUAGAUAUUCCAUUAAAAAUCAGCCGUUUCCAGCUACAAUAGGCAUUUACAACAUUAACAAUGUCUACACUGUACUUCUGAUCAAUUUGAUGUUAUUUUAAUGGACAAAAAUACAUUUAAAUUCAGUUUUUCACAAUUCCUGACAUUUAAUCCUAGUCAAGAUUCCCUGUCUUAGGUCAGUUAGGAUCACCACUUUAUUUUAAGAAUGUGAAAUGUCAGAAUAAUAGUAGAGAGAAUGAUUUAUUUAAGCUUUUAUUCCUUUCAUCACAUUCCCAGUGGGUCAGAAGUUUACAUACACUCAAUUAGUAUUUGGUAACAUUGCCUUUAAAUUGUUUAACUUGGGUCAAACGUUUCGGGUAGCCUACCACAAGCUUCCCACAAUAAGUUGGGUGAAUUUUGGCCCAUUCCUCCUGACAGAGCUGGUGUAACUGAGUCAGGUCUGUAGGCCUCCUUGCUCACAUGCGCUUUUUCAGUUAUGCCCACAAAUGUUCUAUAGGAUUGAGGUCAGGGCUUUGUGAUGGCCACUCCAAUACCUUGACUUUGUUGUCCUUAAGCCAUUUUGCCACAACUUUGGAAGUAUGAUUGGGGUCAUUGUCUAUUUGGAAGACCCAUUUGCGACCAAGCUUUAACUUCCUGACUGAUGUCUUGAGGUGUUGCUUCAAUAUAUCCACAUAAUGUUCCUUCCUCAUGAUGCCAUCUAUUUUGUGAAAUGCACCAGUCCCUCCUGCAGCAAAGCACCCCCACAGCGUGAUGCUGCCACCCCCGUGCUUCACGGUUGGGAUGGUGUUCUUCGGCUUGCAAGCAACCCUCUAUUUCCUCCAAACAUAACGAUGGUCAUUAUGGCCAAACAGUUCUAUUUUUGUUUCAUCAGACCAGAGGACAUUUCUCCAAAACGAACUAUCUUUGUCCCCAUGUGCAGUUGCAAACCGUAGUCUGGCUUUUUUAUGGCGGUUUUAGAGCAGUGGCUUCUUCCUUGCUGAGCGGCCUUUCAGGUUAUGUCGAUAUAGGACUCGUUUUACUGUGGAUAUAGAUACUUUUGUACUUGUUUCCUCCAGCAUCUUCACAAGGUCCUUUGCUGUUGUUCUGGGAUUGAUUUGCACUUUUCGCACCAAAGUACGUUCAUCUCUAGGAGACAGAACGCGUCUCUUUCCUGAGCGGUAUGAUGGCUGCGUGGUCCUAUGGUGUUUAUACUUGCGUACCAUUGUUUGUACAGAUGAACGUGGUACCUUCAGGUGUUUGGAAAUUGCUCCCAAGGAUGAACCAGACUUGUGGAGGUCUACAAUUAUUUUUCUGAGGUCUUGACUGAUUUAUUUAGAUUUUCCCAUGAUGUCAAGCAAAGAGGCACUGAGUUAGAAGGUAGGCCUUGAAAUACAUCCACAGGUACACCUCCAAUUAAUAUGCCAUUUAGCAGACGCUUUUAUCCAAAGCGACUUAGUCACGUGUGCAUACAUUUUUACGUAUGGGUGGUCCCGGGGAUCGAACCCACUACCCUGGUGUUACAAACGCCAUGCUCUACCAAUUGAGUAACAUAGUGACUCAAAUGAUGUCAAUUAGCCUAUCAGAAGCUUCUAAAGCCAUGACAUAUUUUUUCUGGAAUUUUCCAAGCUGUUUAAAGGCACAGUCAACUUAGUGUAUGUAAACUUCUGACCCACUGAAUUAUAAGUGAAAUAAUCUUGUGUCAUGCACAAAGCAGAUGUCCUAACCGACUUGCCAAAACUAUAGUUAAAGAAGAAAUUUAUGGAGUGGUUGAAAAACAAGUUUUAAUGACUCCAACCUACGUGUAUGUAAACUUCAGACUUCAACUGUAUGUAUGUAUGUAUGUAUGUAUAUAUAUAUAUAUAUAUAUAUACAUACAUACACACUGCUCAAAAAAAUUAAGGGAACACUUAAAUAACACAUCCUAGAUCUGAAUGAAUGAAAUAAUCUUAUUAAAUACUUUUUUGUUUACAUAUUUGAAUGUGCUGACAACAAAAUCAGACAAAAAUUAUCAAUAGAAAUCAAAUUGAUCAACCCAUGGAGGUCUGGAUUUGGAGUCACCCUCAAAAUUAAAGUGGAAAACCACACUAAAGGCCGAUCCAACUUUGAUGUAAUGUCCUUAAAACAAGUCAAAAUGAGGCUCAGUAGUGUGUGUGGCCUCCACGUGCCUGUAUGACCUCCCUACAACGCCUGGGCAUGCUCCUGAUGAGGUGGCAGAUGGUCUCCUGAGGGAUCUCCUCCCAGACCUGGACUAAAGCAUCCGCCAACUCCUGGACAGUCUGUGGUGCAACGUGGCGUUGGUGGAUGGAGCGAGACAUGAUGUCCCAGAUGUGCUCAAUUGGAUUCAGGUCUGGGGAACAGGUGGGCCAGUCCAUAGCAUCAAUGCCUUCCUCUUGCAGGAACUGCUGACACACUCCAGCCACAUGAGGUCUAGCAUUGUCUUGCAUUAGGAGGAACCCAGGGCCUACCGCACCAGCAUAUGGUCUCACAAGGGGUCUGAGGAUCUCAUCUCGAUACCUAAUGGCAGUCAGGCUACCUCUGGCGAGCACAUGGAGGGCUGUGCAGCCCCCCAAAGAAAUGCCACCCCACCCCACACCAUGACUGACCCACCGCCAAACCGGUCAUGCUGGAGGAUGUUGCAGGCAGCAGAACGUUCUCCACGGCGUCUCCAGACUCUGUCACGUCUGUCACGUGCUCAAUGUGAACCUGCUUUCAUCUGUGAAGAGCACAGGGCGCCAGUGGCGAAUUUGCCAAUCUUGGUGUUCUCUGGCAAAUGCCAAACGUCCUGCACGGUGUUGGGCUGUAAACACAACCCCCACCUGUGGACGUCGGGCCCUCAUACCACCCUCAUGGAGUCUGUUUCUGACCGUUUGAGCAGACACAUGCACAUUUGUGGCCUGCUGGAGGUCAUUUUGCAGGGCUCUGGCAGUGCUCUUCCUGCUCCUCCUUGCACAAAGGCGGAGGUAGCAGUCCUGCUGCUGGGUUGUUGCCCUCCUAUGGCCUCCUCCACGUCUCCUGAUGUACUGGCCUGUCUCCUGGUAGCGCCUCCAUGCUCUGGACAGUACGCUGACAGACACAGCAAACCUUCUUGCCACAGCUCGCAUUGAUGUGCCAUCCUGGAUGAGCUGCACUACCUGAGCCACUUGUGUGGGUUGUAGACUCCGUCUCAUGCUACCACUAGAGUGAAAGCACCGCCAGCAUUCAAAAGUGACCAAAACAUCAGCCAGGAAGCAUAGGAACUGAGAAGUGGUCUGUGGUCACCACCUGCAGAACCACUUCUUUAUUGGGGGUGUCUUGCUAAUUGCCUAUCAUUUCCACCUGUUUUCUAUUCCAUUUGCACAACAGCAUGUGAAAUGUAUUGUCAAUCAGUGUUGCUUCUUAAGUGGACAGUUUGAUUUCACAGAAGUGUGAUUGACUUGGAGUUACAUUGUGUUGUUUAAGUGUUCCCUUAAUUUUUUUGAGCAGUGUGUAUGUGUGUAUAUAUAUAUAUACACACACACACACACACACACACACACACACCCCCAUUGAUUCUCUAAGAAUAUAACUUAUAAAUGUGCAUGAGUAUAGUUCAACUGUCAAACCCCAUCAAAGUUUGUUUUAACUCUGUUUGUAAACAUUGUAAAUGUAAAUGGUUAAAACUAUAAUUUUGAUAUCAUGGUCAGUACUUGCAUACAUUGUCUAUAUAUAUAUAUAUAUAUAUAUACACUGUAUGAAUUUGAGAUGUUACAUUUCUCCAGCCCUAUCACUCAGCUUUUUACUAAAACAGACUGAAAUUGCCGCUUUAAGAAAGUAUACCCGUAUGGAAUAGAAAUUGUACUCUGGAUAUUGACUCGGUCUUUGUACUUUCUAAUGUUCCAGUACAGAGACAGUGAGCAGGUGGUCAUCGAGGACAGGUUGGAGAAAGAGGCCCGACGCAGGCAGCUGGAGAUGGAACACAUGGAGCGAGACGCAGCCACCAAGGUAAUUAUUGAACAAUCUUCAAUAACCAUUGGGCUCUGGUCAAAAUGUGUGCACUAUGUAGGGAAUAGGGUGUCAUCUGGGACGUAGACUCUAAGCCCGGCAUCUACUCCACUUGUCCAGCAAGGAAACCAAUCUCAUCCAGAGGCAGUGCAGUGUUUUGUGGCUUCCAUCUUGGUUUAUUGUUUAGAUGAACGACUCGUUAUUGUUGCUAUGUUCCCCACGUUCUACCAAGUGAUUUUCAGCUCUUAUUCUCUGCAAGCCGGAAAAGAACACAACUGUACUCCUCUUCUUUUGUUUAUUACACUAAAACGUUUUUUAAUGAUACUGAACCGUCUUAUUCUCUGUCGGUCACCUGCAGAUCCAGUCGUGGUGGAGGGGAACGUUAGUGCGACGCGGUCUGGGCCCCUUUAAGAAAGGCAAGAAGCCCAAGUCCAAGGAGGGAAAGAAGGGGAAGAAGAAA